Messenger RNA from Durusdinium trenchii, 1902 nucleotides. NCBI's taxonomy places the organism in Eukaryota, Dinophyceae, Suessiales, Symbiodiniaceae. The record is from the annotation of a GenBank genome assembly.
UUAGCAACGAACAAAGAUCCAGAAAAAGAAGAGAAGCCGAAAGGAACGAAAUUGCAUAUGUGGUGGCUUAAAAAUAGGGAACCCUAGACAUGGCAUGUCAUUCUGGUACUGUGAGUAUGUUCAGGAGGCCCUGCGGCUUUCAAUUUGCAAUCUCGAGAAGACACAGCCGGUCAGAAAGAAUCAAGCAAACCGCUGGACCAGUGAUGAUCAUCACCGUUGAGGGGUCUGUGAAAACAGCGCCCGAAAAAAUAGAGCAGGACGCUGUGAAAGUGCAUGUUUUUGACAUCUCUGUCACUUCUGUUGCACUGGAACGCUCAGAAGAACGUCAGGAAACUCUACGAACAACUCUAAGAAACCGUUGGUAUUGAAGCAGACACAUGAGAGCGACGAACAAGUACAGGGAGCACAAUGAGAGCAUACAUAUAAGAGCGGACGGAGCGCUACUCCUGAGAAUGCACGAAUAUAUAAUAAAGUGCUGUGGGAACGUGGUCCUUUAAACCAACAAUAUGAGUCUCAGUCAAUUUUUUCAAUUGGAACAUCAUUGGCAUAUCCCAAAGCACAGGGUCUGCAGUUUUCUGUGCGAGGUUUUCAAUGAUGUAUACAUUUGUACGUGUCGCGUCCGCAGGGAUAGAUUAGCAGACCCUUCGCACCCGUUGGUCGACAAUUGAUUGUCUCUGUCGUAUCCAGAUGUUGGCUGUUGCGAGGGGACUGCUUUGCCGAUGGAUACUGGUGCCGUAUAACUUUUUGGCUUGGAGCAUUGAGCAUACCGAUAGUGAGUGGCCUUUGAAACUUCUCAGCUUCAUGGCACCUCAGCGCCGGAUUCAACGAUCUUUAUCCGAGAGGUGCCCUCAAUCUACCUGAAGCUACAAUUACAUAUCCCCUUCCUUACUCCUUGAGCAUUCUUUUGGUGGCCAAUCUGAUCAUGCAUGUUACGUUUAGGUUGGACAACUAUUGCUUUGCCAGCAGUUUCGCUGCCGGUUUGGAGCUUGAGGUUGCUGCAAAGGGACAUAAACAGCAUUGGCAUGAGCUGUACUGACCAGUAGACGCAGUGCUUUGGUUCCGCAGGAUGACAGCUUCGAUGAGUCAUACGUGCCAGAGUAUGCUGUCCUUUUAAGUCAAAGCAGGAUUGAGGCGGAGAAGGCGGAGAAGGGUGCAUGCCCCCCGUGGGAAUCAACGGAGUCUUCAUCUUUUUGGGUAUCUGUUGCAAAUGUUACAAAGUCCCUGGUUGGAAUUGGCAUGCUGACACUGCCACGAGCUGUGGCCGAAGCUGCCUCUCCAUCCAUAGCAAUGCUUGGCUUAAUGCUUUGUGGAGCGCUAUGCGCCACCUCCUUCUUUUUCCUCGGGUAUUGCGCACACUUGACCAACACGGAAACGCUCCCUCGGCUGUGGGGAAAAACAGUCGGACCCGGAAGCGUUUUUUUCGUGGAGGUCGUUGUGCUGGUAGACACCGGGCUCAGCUGCGUUGCAUUUGCUUUACUAAUUGGCGACUAUAUGGCGAAAAGUGUAAAUGGUUUGUGUCCAUCUCUGCCAGACGAGCUGAAGUCGCGACGGAUGCUGGUGGCCGCGGUCACGAUUUUUGCGCUCAUACCAUUGUGCCUGAAGCGACGAUUUUCACUUCUGCGAGUAUCUUCAAUCGCUGGACUUGUUUGCACAUUGUAUGUUUUUUUGUAUGUGACGUUGGACGCGUUGUCCUACAUUGUGACGGAGGGUGAUCCGAUUGCCUCUCAGUGGCCAGAUGUCUUUGGAUUCCUCCGUAGCUUUGGCAUCUAUUCUUGUGCGUUCAUGGCUCACUUCAACGCACCCGCGUUCUAUGCCGACCUUGAAGGCAAAAGUCCGGUAGUGUUUGCACAAGUUUGCGGAGCUGCUUACAUUUUGGCCUUCCUAAUCUAUGCAGCGUGCCUC